Ciona intestinalis (vase tunicate) is the source of this 3698-nucleotide messenger RNA. The record is from RefSeq and is a predicted model, not a curated record. Lineage: Eukaryota; Metazoa; Chordata; Ascidiacea; Phlebobranchia; Cionidae.
GAUUUACCAACUACCUCAGCUAUUUUUGUAUUUUCAGUGUUAGGCUUUCAGUAAACUCUGUUGACAAGCCGCUUAAUGGAAUAAACAAAUUACAACUGUUAGCAUGAAGCCCGAAUCUAACGCAAAUUCAGAAACGAUGAAUUACGAAGGCAUGGAUGAAAAAACAGCUUUGUUGAUGGGUAUUCACCCUGGCAGGAGGCCAAUUAACAUUGAAAAUGAUGUGAGCUCUCUUGGGCAGAAGAAAAGGGUUUCUAACAUCCUUACAAGCCCAUAUUUCAAGGAAGAAUUGGAAAGUGCUGUGACUGAUUUACUCAGGUCAGGAAACGGUGGUGGUCAUGUCAUUGCCAAGGAGAUUGCCAACUUUUUCUCUCCUGCUGGCCGUGUGGGACAAGCAUCAGGAAUUGGCUGUGUCUCUCCAAUCAAUGAUCUCACUGGAGCUGACUCUUCACUGUAUGACAAGGGUGAAAAGCUGCUCCGAUGCAAACUCUCAGUAGUCUACAGACUUGUUGAUUUGUAUGGUUGGUCCCAAACCAUCUUUAACCAUAUCACUCUUCGCACUGGUUCUGAGCAAGAGCAUUUUUUGAUCAACCCAUUUGGCCUGCUAUAUCAUGAAGUAUCCGCAUCAAAACUUCUGAAGGUCAACAUGCAAGGAGAUGUUCUGGACCAAGGCAGUACAACACUGGGGUUCAAUCAGGCUGGAUAUACAUUACACUCAGCAAUCCAUGCCGCGCGCCCAGACAUACACUGCGUCAUACAUGUCCACACCAGUGACAUAGUGGCGAUAUCUGCCAUGGAGUGCGGGCUCCUGCCUCUAUCACAAGAAGCAAUGGUAAUUGGUGAGGUCUCUUAUCACAACUACCAGGGCAUUCUUGUUGAUAACAAGGAAAAGAAAAGCAUUCAGAAGCAUCUUGGCCCCAACAAUAAGGUUAUGUUCCUACGUAACCAUGGUCUGGUUGCUUGUGGGGAGUCUGUAGAAGAAGCUUUCUUUUAUCUCAACAAUGCAAUGCUGGCUUGCAGUACUCAGAUCAAGGCCAUGUCAUGCAUGAGACCGGAAAAAUUGAUCCUGUUAGAUCGCGCUGCUUUAAAAGCAAGAACAGCAGACAUGGUGCAUAAGGACAUCACUGGAGGAGUGAACGUAGAGAAACCAUGGACGGCCCGGAGAAUGUUUGAAGGACUUGUGAGGAUGCUGGAUGACAUGGGUUAUCGUUCUGGUUACCAAUAUCGCAACCCAGUGAUCUACCAACCAAAACAACGAGUUAAAUAUGAUGUGGAACUACCAGCUUAUGGGCAGCAACCAAUACUUCCAGAGGAUAUUGAAGUUGAAGAUGCUCGUGGAUCGUUACGAAGAACUGGGGAGGGGUCACGAUGGGUCAACUCACCCAACCAAUAUACACGGGUGACAGAAAAACCUGACGAGGACAUGUCUGCUACUUCUUCACAAAAUGGGGAUGUUAGUCCAAGAACUAAAACAAAGUGGAAGCGCAAGGAGGAAGCUGCACCAAGUACAUCCGUAAAGAUAAAUAAUCCAAACCAGUUUGUACCAACCAAUACCAACCCACGUGAUGUUCUUAAUGUUCGCAAAAGUAUUCGUGGACAAAGUAGGAAGGAGGUGAACAAACCAGGCCCACAAUCUCAGUUGCUACAUAGUGUUUCUCCAGAGCGUAGUGCUGUGCUAAAAACUGAUUCCUACCUUUCCUGUGCUUUUGACGACGUCGCCGGCAUUUUACUUAAUCCUUUAUCCGAUAAUUGUGAGGGCGAGGGGGACAAAGUAAUGACAUCCAGCAAAGGCAUCAUACAACGUGGUGAAGAUGUCGUCCUUGUUGCUCCUGCAGGUCCUCCCAACCCAUUCAAUGAAAUAACGUCCGAGGAUCUGCAGAAAUAUCAACAGGAAGUUUCGAAAGGCAAAGAUCCAGUUGAGGAAGAAGCAGCCUCACCUGAACUGGUGGUUGAAGCCCAAGCUCCUGUACAAGAUGCACCAAUAGAGGUGAAAAUAACACCAGAGGAAUCAGCCAAAGAAGAAGAAGUGAUUGUCCUCCCGACAAAGGAGGUUGUUGCUCUUGUGGUUGAAGAAACAGACUCCAGAGGUUCCACCCCAAGUGAGCUUGUUGCCCCUUCACCGUCUAUAAGUCAGACCCCUUCCCCUGUUCCCCCUGUGCCUGAAGACCCUCUCGUAGUCCGUACUAGUUUAGGAAGUUCCCCUUCACCCAACCAGUCUGCUAUAAGGUCAGAUGAAGAUGUGGUUUACCGGAAUAACGACUCCCCCAGUCGUGGUUCGCACAAGAAAGGAGAGAAGAAGAAAAAGAGAAGCUCUCUCAGUUUUUUGAAGAAAAAAAAGCAAAAAGAGUAGGAGAGAAGUAAGGAAAAAAAGGCGAAUCUCUACUUCUGGUUUGAUUUUUAUUGCGAAACUGUUUCCUGAUCAUCAGCGUUGAAUUUAUUCUGGUUGAAUUUAGUUAGACUGAAAUACCAACAUUGUUUUGCAUUGUCAUAUAAUGUAAUUUUGCUUUGCACUGGUGCUGAGUGCUUGUUGAGUUCAUGAUUUUUCGCAGCAACAAAUGUCGUUGAGCUGUUUAGUAAUUUUUUAAUACGAACUAAUGCAAGCGUCCACUUUUAUAAACGCGUUUUCAGUUUCCCAAUGUCAUACACACAUGUACAAAUUCUGAUACUUAAUUUUUGCUCUCUGUAAAUAAUUAGUGCUUUUUCUACCUAAUUCAAAAAAACAGCAUUAUGGGUUGGGUUACUGAAUUUGAUUGUCGUGAUUUUUUAUCUGAUCUUCCGUUAUUCAUGUAAAGUCUCUCACGCUUGGUGCCGCUACUGAUUCAUAUAUUAAUUCUGUAUGUCGUGUUUGUAUGUUUACUGUGUAUUGUCAGAGAAGGUUUGAGAAAAAUGAACUAGGUUUUAUGUGUUUUUGGUAACUAAACAUGAGUUUUAAUUUUUUUUAAAACGAAUUUUUAAUGUAAAAAUUUUCAUAAAAAUUGUACAAAAUUUUGAGUAAUUAUUUUAAGCAUUUUAUUUUGUAAAUCACCGGUUUUUAAGUUUGCAAAGUUUCAGUUCACAUUUUUUCACCGAACGACGUGUUUUAAAUAAUGUUUAUAAGAGCCAAUAUGCUGUGAAAAGACCAUGGAAUACUGCUAGUGCAUCUGUGCAAAUGCUUAACAUGUAGUCCCAAUUAACAUUAGGCAUCACUGUCAUGUAGUUUUGAUCCUCUGGACAGUGAAAGUCCCACUACAAGCCACGAGCAACACAGCCUUUAUUUUUCCGUGUCCCAAUGUCGACUCCAUUAUUUUCUUCAAUGCAUGUUCCCCUUUGUGUUUCAAUCCAAUCUUCAUAUUUCAACAUAUGUCAGGUUUUAAGAAACUAACCCCAGUCCACAAUUAACAACAUUUCUUUUCAGCUUGUAUGUAAAUUCUGCACUUUAUUUACGCUUACGUACUCCCAAAAAGCUUUCUAGUGCUUUGUAUUUUUUCCCACCUGCUUUGUACAUAAAGCUGCCAUGUAAUAAUUCUUUAACCACCACACAAAUUUUCUAUCAGCGCAUAAAGUUUAGAACUGGUGAUGAUAAAACUCCAGCAUCAACAAUGAAAUUUGUUUUGCUAAGUUUAAAAACUGUGUAGUAAGUUUUGUCUACACCAAUGGAGUGUUGUUGUCAUGUUAUAAAUUCGGCAUCAUUUUCAUGGAUUAAAGCUGCUUUAACAACCGGA